GCAGCAGUCAGUCCACUCAGCAAGAGCGCGAAGUCGUUUUGUCGCGUCGCUUGCUAGGACUGUGUGUGUGUGUGUCACUUCUCGACGUCGACAGAGAAAAUCUCGCGUGGCUGGCAGCGUGCUCUCUCUCUCUCUCGCCACCUCCACCAGCAACACACGCACGCCACUUACCAGCACCUCUCUCUUCUUUCACCCACACCUCCUCCUUUCUCUCUCUCCUUUUGAGUGAGCGAGAGAUCUCCCGAAACCUGAGCGAGGCGGUCCCGGAGACACCAUAGUGGCGAUAUCCUCCUAAAGCGCAACAUGGCUACAAUUGUAACCUCCACCAGGUUUACAGACGAAUAUCAGCUGUACGAAGAGCUCGGAAAGGGUGCCUUUUCUAUUGUUCGGCGAUGUGUAAAGAAAUCAACCAGCCAGGAAUAUGCGGCUAAGAUCAUCAACACAAAAAAGCUGUCAGCAAGAGAUCAUCAGAAGCUAGAAAGAGAGGCCCGCAUCUGCCGUCUGCUCAAACAUUCCAACAUAGUGCGUCUCCAUGACAGUAUCGCAGAAGAAGGCUUUCAUUACCUGGUCUUUGACCUUGUGACUGGUGGAGAAUUGUUUGAAGACAUUGUCGCAAGAGAAUAUUACAGUGAAGCAGAUGCAAGUCAUUGCAUCAAUCAGAUCCUGGAAAGCGUCAGCCACAUCCACCAGCAUGACAUUGUGCACAGGGACCUCAAGCCAGAGAACCUGCUGUUAGCCAGUAAGAUGAAGGGGGCAGCAGUGAAGUUGGCUGAUUUUGGCCUUGCCAUCGAGGUGCAGGGAGAUCAGCAGGCCUGGUUCGGUUUUGCAGGCACCCCUGGAUACCUCUCCCCUGAAGUCCUGAGAAAGGAUCCCUAUGGCAAACCAGUGGAUAUCUGGGCUUGUGGUGUGAUCUUGUAUAUCCUGCUGGUGGGUUACCCUCCUUUCUGGGACGAGGACCAGCACAAACUGUAUCAACAGAUCAAGGCUGGAGCCUAUGACUUUCCCUCUCCAGAGUGGGACACUGUUACCGCAGAGGCCAAAAACCUCAUCAACCAGAUGUUGACCAUCAACCCAGCGAAGAGGAUCACAGCUGACCAAGCACUCAAACAUCCGUGGGUCUGUCAACGCUCCACUGUCGCCUCCAUGGUGCAUCGUCAAGAAACCGUUGAGUGUCUGCGCAAGUUCAACGCCCGCAGAAAACUAAAGGGGGCCAUUUUGACCACCAUGCUGGUGUCCAGGAACUUCUCAGUGGGUCGGCAGCACACCAGCCCCGCCGCCCCCACCACCAGCACAGCUGCACUGGCACAAGAAGCAUGCAAAAGUUUACUGAACAAGAAGUCUGAUGGCGUGAAGCCACAGACAAACAACAACAAAAACAGUGUAGUAAGCAGCAGCACCAAAGACAGCAGCAUAUCAUCCACCGCACCAAUGGAACCACAGACCACUGUCGUGCACAAUCCAGCCGAUGGCAUCAAGGGGUCUACAGAGAGCUGUAACACCACAGAAGAGGAGGACAUGAAAGGUAGGAAAGUAUCGGUGGGUGGGGCUAGCAAUGACAGUGCAGUGGUGAGCCAGUGCAGUGCCUCUGAGGAGCCAGCUCCUCAACCCGAGGCCUCUCCCCCCUGCCCACCGCCCACCGAUCCACCACAUGAUGUUAAGAAUGUAGCUUGGAGCAGUUCAGGUCAGAGCUCCUGUCCUGAUUUAGAGCCUGCUGUACCUGCUUCAGCCUCCACAACACCAGGGGGCAGCAGCGUGCACAGGCAGCAGUCACGAAAGCAGGAGAUCAUUAAAAUCACAGAGCAGCUGAUUGAGGCCAUCAACAACGGAGAUUUUGAAGCUUACACGAGGAUCUGUGACCCUGGCCUGACCUCUUUUGAGCCCGAGGCACUUGGAAACCUGGUUGAGGGAAUGGACUUCCAUAAGUUCUACUUUGAGAAUUUGCUGAGUAAGAACAGUAAGCCUGUGCAUACAACCAUCCUGAACCCUCACGUGCACCUGAUUGGAGAGGACGCCGCCUGCAUCGCCUAUAUCCGACUGACACAGUACAUGGACAGCCAGGGCCGGGCACGCAGCAGCCAGUCGGAGGAGACACGCGUGUGGCACCGCCGAGAUGCCAAGUGGCUCAACAUCCACUUCCACUGCUCUGGAGCGCCUGCCGCACCUCUACAGUGAAUCACAGAGGGCAAAGCAUGCCUGAAUACUAAAGCUGAUUGGAGCAUUUCUUCUCCGUGCACGUCUUGCCGCCUGGAGCCCGGCCAGAAGAGAACCUCUUGAAGUUUUGAAAACGUGAGGGAAAAAAUUGACACAACUAAGAAAUAUAUUUAAAAGCGGCCACCACUUCAGUCCAACUCUAGCUAGAUGUGGGUCGGGCGGCCACGGCAGCAGCCCUGCCUUCUGGAUGCUGCAUGCUUCUAAUGCCCACACGGGGCGCUGUAUAGUCUUUACCCAUAAUCCCAUACUGUCUGCUGCCCAACAUUCGGAAAUGGUGUUUUAAAGUAUUAGUAAUAUAUUGUAAAAUACUGAGAUCUUCACUUGUGUAAUUAACAGCCAGUAGAGAUGGAAGUUAGAAUCAGAAAUGUGAAUCGUUGAAGAGCACACGCCGUUUUAAGGGUAAAUGAUGUGAGUUUAUUACAUUUAAGAAAACAUUUUUCUGUUUUGUUUUUCUUUUUCUUUUUCUUUUUUUACGCAAAGAAUGUGAUGGCAUGGCAUAUCAGAGGGAACGAAAAAAUGUAUCAGACGUUGAAGCACCAAAGUGUAGACUCUAGACGUUGAGAAGAGGAUGUUUUAAUGUUGCUUUUAUUUUCUUUGAAAUUGAGGAAUGGGGUUGGGGAAGAUUUUUUUUCUGGCUUUCUGACGUGUUUUGGUGGAUCUCUUGGUUUUUAUCUUCUGAAUGAUGCGGUAUUUGAAAGUAUUUUGUGUUUUCAAGACAAUUGUUUUAAAGUGGGACACGAUUUAAUAUAGUUGUGCAUAAAUAGAUAUUUAUAAAAGAGAAAGGACAAAACAGUGUGUGGUGUCCGGGGGGGGGGUGAUGUGUGUGUUUGUGUACGUAUAAAUGUUUUUUCUUGGGUUCAAGAUGCUUGUUGCUAUGUAGUGUUUUGCGUAAAUCUUCUUAACACACACUUCCACAUGAGGCCUGAGCUCAAGUUGGGUUGGUUUACUUGCCUUCCUGUAUGUUUGCACCCAUAACCUCUAGGCUCUCUGAACCUGAAGUUGCAGAACCCUCACUUUCUUUGAUUUCGAGUUUGUUGUAUGUCUCUUGGUCCCCAGGGGGCGCUAAACACUAUACACAACAUGCUCAUCAUAAGCCCUGCUCUCCCUCCCAGAGUUACUCUGCUCACCUUUUAGGCUUCCAGCUGCUGUGCAUAUCAUUUUUUAGACUAUAAGCAUGUCGAGA
Messenger RNA from Sinocyclocheilus rhinocerous, 3394 nucleotides. Its product is annotated as calcium/calmodulin-dependent protein kinase type II subunit gamma-like. Gene Ontology annotation, biological process: protein phosphorylation. Gene Ontology annotation, molecular function: calcium/calmodulin-dependent protein kinase activity; ATP binding; calmodulin binding. NCBI's taxonomy places the organism in Eukaryota, Metazoa, Chordata, Actinopteri, Cypriniformes, Cyprinidae. The record is from RefSeq and is a predicted model, not a curated record. The transcript is spliced from 23 exons. The coding region runs from base 304 to 2172 and encodes 622 amino acids.